Molecule: messenger RNA, 2597 nt
Organism: Ruditapes philippinarum (Manila clam)
Lineage: Eukaryota; Metazoa; Mollusca; Bivalvia; Venerida; Veneridae
Product: fas apoptotic inhibitory molecule 1-like
Exons: 5
Coding region: 118-699 (193 amino acids)
Biological process (GO): canonical NF-kappaB signal transduction; positive regulation of neurogenesis; negative regulation of extrinsic apoptotic signaling pathway via death domain receptors
Source: RefSeq, a predicted model, not a curated record
CUCCUUUCGUAAGUUUUAUUUCCAUUUCCGGACCAAUCGGAUUACGUUGUUGCCCGGAUAUUGUAAACAGAAUUGACAUUUAGCUAAUUUUAGCUGUUUUCUUGCUAGUUGAUAAAGAUGUCUUCUGACUUAGUGGCAACUUGGAGACUGCCACUGCCGGAUGGUGAUCAUAAAGUGGAGUUUGAACAUGGAACUACCUCCGGAAAACGUGUCAUUAUUGUUGAUGGAAAGGAAAUAUACAGAAAUGACUGGAUGUUUAAACUUGUUGGAAAAGAACAUUUUAAGGUUGGAAAGGAAAACUGUACUAUAUCUAUUGACGCUUGUUCAGGCUUUGCAUAUGAGUACACUCUGUCAGUGAAUGGCAAAUCUUUGGAAAAGUUCAAAGAUAACAAGAGUAAAACUAUGAAAUGUUGGUACUUUACCACAGGCUCAGCUAGCAGUACACCUUAUAGAGUAGUUUUAGAAAAAGAUAAACUUGAUAUAUGGGUAAAUGGCGUAAAGGUGGAAUCGACUGGCGAAUUUACAGAUGAAGGCACUGAGACUCACUUUGCCCUUGGUAAUAGCUGCAGGUCUGCGUACAUCAGGGCGGAAUCUACGGGGAAGAGACGGGAAGGAAUAGUUCAUAAACUUUUUAUUGAUGACGAGGAGGUCCCGUCGCUAGAGGAACAACAUCAUAAUCAGUUCCAGCAACAUGAUUAGUUUAAAACAACAGUAGUGUUGUUGACCUUUCUCUUCUUAAUACUUGAUCUGUUAAAAAAAAGGUUGAAAAAACUGUGGACUUCAAUCAUGUCAAUUCUCACCUCUUUUGUUUAUACAAAGUUUUUUAAAUGGCUCUUUUAAUAUGCAUUUUGUAUCCUACAUGAAAAGUCUUUUUAGAUUUAAAUGAAAAGCGUCUAAUGAAAUAUCAUAAAGUGAAAUUUUAGUAGGCUUUACAUGAUUUCUUGGAUGAGAUUUAUUUAAAUCUAUAAAAUGGCAACACAUUUAAACAUUUUUUUUUAUUACAUGAUAUUUUAUUAACAGGAAAAUGGCAAAGUUUCUAUCGAUGUAACAUUUUAUAUGAAACAUAUGAAAUAUAAAAAAUACAUAUGAUGGUUGUAUUAAAUUGAAAACAAGCGAAGUCAUGUGAUAAAUGUACAUUUUGUUUUCUCAAGUUGGUUCAUCAAUGAGGUUACCCUUUCCAUAAUAUGUAUUUGUCGGACUAGCAGUCCAAAGAUUUCUUGGGUUCAAACCCCAUCUGAGGCAAGUUGUUGUUUUCACGAGUUAGAAACUUUACACUGGUUGCUUUGUACUGGUUGUUUCCAAGAAUGGGUCGGGGAGUGUUUCAAUAAGCUUAUAGCUUCCUUCACAAUUUAACUAAAAUUAAAACAUAUAAAUUAAUAUGACUGUAUUGAAAUAUUAGACAUGUUAAUUUGAUAUUGAUAGGGCUAUCUUUCAUUUAUUUUCAAAGCACGUGCACAAUUGAUUCUAGGUUGUUUAUAGUAUUGUAGGUAUAUACCUAGUCAAUAUUUUGUUAGCCUUUUUUUUAGAUUUCACCUUAAAUGGAUUCUACUGAGGUUUUUUUAACAUGAUUUGUUGAUUUGUUUACGGAUAUUAUAUUUUUAGAAACAAACAUUUUUGCAUUAUAAAUAGCUCUCUUGACGCUGUUUUAAGGAAAGCUUACACUGUGUUAUGAUGUACUUUUUCUAAGAUAUGAAAUAAAUCUUUGUUAAAUAUUCUUUACUUUUUUCCAGAUUUAAAAAUGAUUUGUCAAGAAAUCAAAGAGUUUAAUUACUUCCUGAACUAGAAAAUCAAUCUGGUUUGAUUGUCUUUGACAAUAUGUUGGUUUGCAGUAACUUUUCAUACCAAUUAAUAAAAUAUUCUAUACAUUUUAAUGCUAUUUUGGUCAAAAAUAAUUUUUUCUUGAUCUGAUAUUGACAAUGUUAAAAAACAAAUAUGCCAUUGCUAAUUUAUUAUUAUUCUUAUUAUUAUUGUAUAAUUGCAAUAGUGUCAAAAAAAAUCCAGUGUGGAUUUGAAUUUCUAAAAGUUUUAAUGUAGUUAAUCAGGCAGCUAUAUUAACCUACUAUAUCAACCCAUGUUUGUUAUUUUAUGCUGAAAUCUCAAUUUUUGUUUUCUUUUUUCACUCUAUUUUAUGCCUGCUGUGAUCAGAGUAGUUUUAUGUAUGUGUCCAAAGUGUAAGUGAAGAUAGAAUAGAGAUUUUAAUACUUUACUGCUGUCACUCAGUAAACUUUUACCUUUACCUUUGUUGUGUAAUUGACUUAACUGAAUUAGAAUUCCAUUUUUACUUGAGAUAUUUUAAGAGUAUAAUUUUUGAAUUUGAGUAGCUAAUAGAAAAGAGUAGUGUUAGACUGUGACUCUGGCAGUACUUGGAAGCAUUUUCAGGGUUGAGUGCAGACGUUUGCAAUAAUUUAGAGCAUUUUCAAGGCCUAAUGUAGAAUCUGGCUGUAAUUUUAAGCAUUGCAAGGGCUAAUAAAGACUAUGUCAGUAGUUUGAAGUAUUGCAAGGGUUAAAAGUAGACAUGUCAGUAGUUAAGUAUUGCAAGGGUUUAAAGUAAACUUUGGCAAUAGUUUGAAGUAUUGCAAGGGUUAACUGUAGACUAU